UUUCUUGGGUAAAGUGAAGAGAGAGAGGUAUUAACCCUCGCUUGGAUAAAUUUAGUGUCUUAGAAUGGUCAUAUAUGCAACUGGGACGAAACUCUUCCUUUUAGUAGUUGUUAUUUGUUGUUGGGUUUCUUUCGUGUUUAGUGAACAACAAGAAACCCUUUCGUUGCCUACUUAUACGUUGAUCAGUGCUGCGGAAGUCUUCAGGGACGAUGCUCCUCACCCUCUCAGCAGAAAUCUUCCUUCUUCUAGCGAGAUAGAAAUUGCAUAUUCUUUCAGUAUAGAGAAUGAAGAAAAGAGUAUUCAGCCUGGAACGUUGGUGGAUUGCUUAGUUGGAGUGGCAAAUGGAGGUCCGUUUCCAUAUCGAAUAUUAGCAAUUGGUGGAGCACUACACUCUCCUGCACAAUUCAACUAUUACGUGCAAAAUUUCACUCUCCUUUACGUCAACUAUACCAUAAGUCCUGGAAAGGAGUUGACUUUUUCCUAUCGUUUUCAACCACAUAUGCAACUUGAACCCGCAAACUAUAUCAUGUCACUCGACUUGUUUUAUGACGGAGAACCACUAGAGGAAAUGACAAAAGAUCAAGAGAGAACCUUGAGCUCUGUCAUGUUUCGCACUACUUUUUACAAUGCUAGUCUUGCUAUGAAAGAUGAAAGCAACCCUGUGGACAAUCGAUUGUUUUACAUAACUGUAGUAGCUAUUGUGACGCUGUUGUUAUUUGCAUUCUCAUUUUAUAAGUUCUUUUAUCCGACACUAAAACCCAGGGCCAAAAAGUUGAUCAGUUCUAAAAAAUCUUCCAACCAGAACGACAUGAAUGACUGGCUACAAGGACAUCAUGAAGUUUUGAAAGCUAGUAAUAUAGUCAAUCAAAAGCGCAGCGUCUCACCAAAUAGUAGAAAUAUGAAGAACGAAUAAAAAUUCAUUGCAAGGAAAAAAUGAAAAUUGCGCCAAGUUG
Galdieria sulphuraria is the source of this 953-nucleotide messenger RNA. Its product is annotated as translocon-associated protein alpha subunit. The record is from RefSeq and is a predicted model, not a curated record. Gene Ontology annotation, cellular component: endoplasmic reticulum membrane; endoplasmic reticulum. The coding region runs from base 65 to 913 and encodes 282 amino acids. The transcript has 3 exons. NCBI's taxonomy places the organism in Eukaryota, Rhodophyta, Bangiophyceae, Galdieriales, Galdieriaceae.